UCGGACCGGUUCGUCGCUUUUCAAACCCGUUUAGAUAUCUCGCGUGCCACUUCCAAACGGAGAGUAUACUCGCCCACAACUUCGCGUGCGUGCGGCGUACGGUGGCGGCACGGUGGCGGACCGAGUCAUAACAAUUUCGGCGAUCAACGCAUCGAAAGCCGGUCAUCAAGUUGAUUGUUUAGUUCCCGUGAUCGGUAUGAACCUAGUUCCUUGAGUGUUUGCUUUGGUCGUAGUGCAGCCCAAGGGCCGGAACGGCUCAUCGUUUGCCACAGGCUCUGUGCCCUCCACCAGGAGGCUCAGUGGUGUAAUUUCGGAACCAUCCAGUUGUUACCAGAAAGAAUGAAAAUUAGAUACGAGCAAGCAAUUGGAGCAGCAGCACCAGCGGUGGCAAUCGGCGGCAUCAGCAGCGUUAGCUACGCCAGCAACGACGACGGUGGAAGAUGCUCUCAUGGCAUUUCUUAACGUACAUGAUUGGAUUUCUGCUGUGCGGUGGCCAAUUUCUAACAAUAGCUAAUGCAAACGUAAUCCACAACGUGCUGGGCCUCCCGUCGACCUGCAUGCAUCAGAAUGUGGUCCGCCAGUGUCGAUUGUCGUUUUCCUGCUGGCUCGAAGGUGGCCGUCAUGUGGCCGGAUGUGGUGAUAACCGGUGGUUGCUGUCAUGCUGCGUUAAGGACAACGAUCUGCAAACUUCGUCCGCGAUGAUCAAUUCCAAACUAGCGUUUGCAGCUCCGAUGCGUCCCGCCACGGCAAUGGUUCCUAUGGGUGUGAUGCCGGUUGCUCCAGUCAAAGCACAUCCGUACGUGCCGUCAUCCAAAAAGAGUAGCUUUUUCCGACGGCGAUCCGAUCAAAUGGGAAUAAUGGGAGACUGCGGCAUAGCUCGUACACCACAAAACACACUGCAGAAGCGAAUCAUCGGAGGUCGCACAGCCAAUUUUGCCGAGUACCCUUGGCAGGCCCACAUUAGAAUAGCGGAAUACCAAUGCGGUGGAGUGCUGGUAUCGCGAAUGUUCGUGGCAACGGCGGCCCACUGUAUCCAGCAGGCACGACUGAAGGACAUUACCAUCUACCUGGGAGAACUGGAUACUCAAAACUCGGGAAAGAUUGCCGAGCCCCUGCCAGCAGAGAAGCACCGGGCAGAGUUGAAAAUCGUACACCCAAAGUUCCUGUUUCGGAUGACCCAACCGGAUCGAUAUGAUUUAGCCUUGCUGAGAUUGACCAGGCCAGCCGGCUACAAGACGCACAUUCUGCCAAUCUGUUUGCCCACGAGACCGUUGGAGCUUAUCGGAAGGAAAGGGAUUAUCGCUGGCUGGGGUAAGACCGAUGCCAACAUGGGACAAACUGGAACGAACAUUCUUCGGACGGCGGCAGUUCCGAUUAUAAGUACAAAUGAUUGUCUUCGUUGGCAUAAAAGCAAGCUGAUCAAUGUUGAAUUGUACAACGAAAUGUUUUGCGCUGGUCAUUCGGACGGUCAUCAAGAUGCUUGCCUGGGUGACUCCGGGGGCCCACUGAUCAUAAGCGAUCGCGGUCGGUUCACGCUGAUCGGCAUCACCAGUGCAGGGUUCGGUUGUGGAGUAGACCACCAGCCAGGAAUCUACCACAACAUCCAGAAAACGGUCAAAUGGAUUCAGAAUGUGAUUUUAACCGGAAGCUGAGCAGCAGUCUGGUGCUGACGCCGUGCGAGGCGAUGGUGCAAUUUCGGGAAUCAACAGUAUUUUGUUACGUAUUUUAUCGUAGAGAUUAUAAUGUAUAGCGAGUGUGCACAUGAUUCUAUUUUAGAGAAAUUUUACAAAUUGUACCAUCAUGACAAGCUGAAUGUGAUUAUCUACUUUUAAAAACUUUUUGCAAAUUUUAUACUACUUUCGGGAACAAACUUCUUCGAUACUCGGUGGGUGCUUCUAUUUAAUUGGUUUUAAAUCGUAAUCAACGUUAAUUAUAAAUCUGUCUGCACUUUCAGAAACACCUAUUUAGAUUGUACGAAAUGUAUUCGUUAAGAAUCAUUAGUGAAAUAUUUAUUUUAUAUUAGAACAAUAAAUUGUCA
Topomyia yanbarensis is the source of this 2038-nucleotide messenger RNA. RefSeq names its product serine proteinase stubble. Gene Ontology annotation, biological process: proteolysis. The record is from RefSeq and is a predicted model, not a curated record. Lineage: Eukaryota; Metazoa; Arthropoda; Insecta; Diptera; Culicidae. Bases 441 to 1652 code for a protein of 403 amino acids. Gene Ontology annotation, molecular function: serine-type endopeptidase activity. The transcript has 6 exons.